This is a messenger RNA of Lathyrus oleraceus (garden pea), 1350 nucleotides long. RefSeq names its product chaperonin-like RBCX protein 1, chloroplastic. The record is from RefSeq and is a predicted model, not a curated record. Bases 555 to 1076 code for a protein of 173 amino acids. The transcript is spliced from 6 exons. Gene Ontology annotation, biological process: ribulose bisphosphate carboxylase complex assembly. Gene Ontology annotation, molecular function: protein folding chaperone. Lineage: Eukaryota; Viridiplantae; Streptophyta; Magnoliopsida; Fabales; Fabaceae.
GUAACAAUUAUUACUGUUAAGAAUGUGAGAUUUGGGCCUAACUCAACCCUACAAAACCAGUUAGUAGAAUGAGGACUGCCCCCACUUAUAAACACAUGUUCAAGCCAUAUAUUGUCCGACGUGGAACUCUUAAUAAUUACAAAAUAGAUAAGAGUUCUUCCAACUUCUAAAAAUUAGAGAAUUGCACAAUUAAUUUUAGUAAUUAUUAUUUUGAAAUUUUUAUUGUGAUUUUUAAAGGAAACUCACAAUUUUUUUAAGAAAUAAAGGAAAUCCCUAAAAUUUAUGAGUCUCUAUGAUUAUAGUCAUAGGUAGAUGGAACAGUGGGUUCCACCUAGGAUGCAAAAGUCUCCACCUUUUCCACAUAAGCUCAAAGAUAUUGUCUACAUGAUGGACUGAAGAAGCCUGUAGAUAUUUUUCAAUAUGUGGAGACCAUAAGUUCUUAACCCACAAUCAUUGUAUUUUCUGCCUUAUAUCACACACCUUAAUAUUUUCCUCCCCAAAAAUAAAAGUCUUUCUUCAAUUCACUACACAAAUACUAAAUCUGUUUGUUACCUAUGGAAUCCUCUUCAGCUAUAACACUUUCUCAUCUUCCUUAUGUCUACCCUGCAAUACCAAACACCAACAGAAAACCUACUUUUUGGCCAGCUGGCAAGCGAAGGAACUCUCAAUUAUCCACAAGGUUACAUUGUAACAAGAUGUUUGUACCUGGAUUUGGUGAAGCAUCACCGGAAGCAAAGGCUGCUCAAAACCUCCACAAUUUCUUCACCUUCGUUGCUGUUAAAAUCGUUGCUGCUCAACUUGAGAGCUAUAAUCCUGAAGCAUAUGUUGAGCUAAUGGAAUUUGUGGGUAAACACCCGUUGGAUGAUGGCGACAAAUUCUGCGCCAGUAUGUUCAGAGAAUCAUCAAGACAUAAGAACUUAGCCCUACGCAUAAUGGAGGUGCGAUCAUCGUACAGCCAAAAUGAUUUUGAAUGGGACAAUAUGAAGCGCCUAGCUUUUAAGAUGGUCACUGAAUCUAACACGAGGCUUAUGAGGGACUAUGUCUCUGAAACCAGCCGUGCUGAAACCGAGAAGUGAAUAGUCCAGCAACAGAGCAAGAACCUUCAUUCCCUCUGACUCUGGUCGAACAGGAGCUUGGGCUACAUAUUAAUAUGUAUGAAAAGAAAGCAGAAAAUGCCUUCACAUGGUACUUGAUAAAUUGCAUACCCUUAGCAUGGUUAUAAUGAUUAAAAAUUCGAGUUAGACCAUAAAUGGUUGGACAAAUCUGUAAGACAAUUUGACAAUCAACACACGCAGUGACUUAAUGGAAUAUUUUUUUUACACACUAAAUGGAAUACUUGAUGAACUUCAA